Messenger RNA from Chlorocebus sabaeus (green monkey), 1803 nucleotides. It is a transcript of the gene PLSCR5, whose product is annotated as phospholipid scramblase family member 5. Gene Ontology annotation, cellular component: plasma membrane. Gene Ontology annotation, biological process: plasma membrane phospholipid scrambling. Lineage: Eukaryota; Metazoa; Chordata; Mammalia; Primates; Cercopithecidae. Gene Ontology annotation, molecular function: phospholipid scramblase activity. The record is from RefSeq and is a predicted model, not a curated record.
AUAUGUAAGCUGACAAGAGGUAGACAAACACCUUCUGAAGUUUUAUGCAUGCUGCGUUUUCUCUCCUUGCUGCAACAAGAAAAGCCUUUGUUUUCCAACCUGGCAGCCUUUGAAGAAGUGACUCAGACAUCUUCAUGGCCUCUAAAGAUGCCCAGAACCAAAGAAGAGGUCUGCCUAGUUUUCUUCCUGGAGCUCCAGACCCAGACCAAAACCUUCCUGCCUUAUCUUCCAAUCCAGGGAACCAAGCAUGGCAGCUGAGUCGCCCUUUGCCAAGAAGUUUCCUGCCAACAGUCAGUCUCCCUCCUGGUCUAGAAUAUUUAAGCCAGUUAGACCUGAUAAUUAUACACCAGCAGGUGGAGCUGCUUGGAAUGAUACUUGGUACUGAGACCUCCAACAAAUAUGAGAUUAAAAACAGCUUGGGACAAAGAAUUUACUUUGCAGUGGAGGAAAGCAUCUGCUUCAAUCGUACUUUCUGUUCCACUCUGCGAUCUUGCACCCUGAGGAUCACAGAUAACUCAGGUCGAGAGGUCAUUACAGUGAAUAGGCCCUUGAGAUGUAACAGCUGCUGGUGUCCUUGCUACCUCCAAGAGUUAGAAAUCCAAGCCCCUCCUGGUACUAUAGUUGGUUACGUUGCACAGAAGUGGGACCCCUUUCUGCCUAAAUUCACAAUCCAAAAUGCAAACAAAGAAGACAUUUUGAAAAUUGUUGGUCCUUGUGCGACAUGUGGCUGUUUUGGCGAUGUGAAUUUUGAGGUGAAAACCAUUAAUGAAAAGCUUACAAUUGGGAAGAUUUCAAAGUACUGGUCAGGAUUUGUAAAUGAUGUCUUCACAAAUGCUGACAAUUUUGGAAUUCAUGUUCCUGCAGAUCUAGAUGUAACAGUCAAAGCAGCCAUGAUCGGUGCCUGUUUUCUCCUUGAUUUUAUGUUCUUUGAACAUUCACUGGCUGGAUUAUAAUAACCAAGAUAAUGAAAACAAUAAAAUAUGCUGAGCAUAUUUCAAAAUCCCUUGGGCUCUGGAUUUCAUUUCUGAAUGAUUUGAGUGUUUGCUUUUCUGUAAAAAAAAAAGUUAAUUACUAUAUUUAUUAAAACAGUUUAAUGAGGCAAUUAUCUAGUUGUGAAUGCAUGAUAGCUAAAUACGUGAUUACUGGCCUGAGCGCAAGGUUGCUUUGAGAGAUUACCAUUCUUUCUUUUUAUCCUUUUGAAGUUAUUGCAAUGGUAAGCAUGAAAGAUGAGAACUAAGGCUUGCAGCAUCACUGAUGAAAAUUCAAUGUUUAGAGAACACUUUGAAGUUUUUCUGGUACUAAGGCUGGUUGCUAAUCAAAAGGACUGAGUUUCUAAAACAUUUUUUCAAAAGUAGUCCCUUUAUACUUUGUAUAUUAAUUUUCUUAUUGUAGUGACAUAUUACUACUUUACACUGGAAAAGUUAAAAGCUGGGUAAAUAAUACAUCUAAAGAUGAAGAGGAAGAUAGAUGGUAUCAAUUCAUUCUAGUGGUAAGAGGCACAGUUACAUUCCAUAAAGAAACUAGUAUUUACAAACCAAAGAAUGCUUUAUACACCUAGUCAUGCCAGAGAUUUAAAUAAGCAUAUAAACAGACCUCUAAGUCCCACAGUGUUGUCUAGCAGGAAUUUUAUCUAUUUGCAGAGAAAAUUCAGUCAGUUAAGGGAUCUAAGUCUCUGAAAAAUAGACAACUCAAGGACUUAAAAACAAGCAAAGGAAACCAAAUAAAUAAAAUCUUAAUCCAUGAGUCAAAUGCAGAAGUAAAAGAGUACGGUACAUUCAAUUAAAUUAGUAUCUUUCAGCAACA